Pogoniulus pusillus (Red-fronted tinkerbird) is the source of this 2578-nucleotide messenger RNA. It is a transcript of the gene FLI1, whose product is annotated as Fli-1 proto-oncogene, ETS transcription factor. The transcript has 9 exons. Lineage: Eukaryota; Metazoa; Chordata; Aves; Piciformes; Lybiidae. The coding region runs from base 313 to 1632 and encodes 439 amino acids. The record is from RefSeq and is a predicted model, not a curated record. Gene Ontology annotation, biological process: cell differentiation; regulation of transcription by RNA polymerase II. Gene Ontology annotation, cellular component: nucleus. Gene Ontology annotation, molecular function: DNA-binding transcription factor activity, RNA polymerase II-specific; sequence-specific DNA binding.
CAGAAGAGAGGGAAAGGAAAACACAUCCUGGAGCUGCGAGCAUUACAGAAGCCCCCUGAGGAAAUGCCUGGUUGAUGCAGCCUGUCUGGACGGGCUGGGAAAUUUCACUUCAACGCCGCUCUGGAGCUCCCCAAAUUUAAACUCUCCUCUUUGGCAAAGCUGCAGCGGCAGGGUAGUAACCCAGGACUGGUGGGGAGUUCUCUUUUGGGGUCUCAACCUGGAUUUUUACAAGCGGGGCUGCCGCUGGUUGAGGGGAAAGGGUAUAAAAGGUCGAUUUUAGGACCUUUAAAUACAUCCCUUAAACAAGUAAGGAUGUUUCAGACUGUCCCAGACACUUCGUCUUACGUCAAGGAGGCUCUGUCGGUGGUGAGCGACGACCAGUCCCUCUUUGACUCCACGUACGGCGCUGCCGCUCACCUCCCCAAGGCAGACAUGACAGCCUCAGGGAACCCAGACUAUGGCCAGCCACACAAAAUCAACCCCUUGCCUCCUCAGCAGGAGUGGAUUAACCAACCUGUCCGGGUCAAUGUCAAAAGGGAAUAUGACCACAUGAAUGGAUCAAGGGAGUCCCCAGUGGACUGCAGCGUGAACAAAUGCAGCAAACUCGUCGGAGCAGGGACAGAGUCCAACCCCAUGAGCUACAGCACCUACAUGGAUGAGAAGAAUGGACCUCCUCCCAACAUGACCACCAAUGAGAGGAGAGUCAUCGUCCCAGCAGAUCCCACCCUGUGGACCCAGGAGCACGUGCGCCAGUGGCUGGAAUGGGCUAUAAAGGAGUAUGGAUUACUGGAGAUUGACAGCACCAUCUUCCAGAAUGUGGAUGGCAAAGAGCUCUGCAAAAUGAACAAGGAUGACUUCCUCAGAACCACCUCCCUCUACAACACAGAAGUCCUCUUGUCUCACCUCAGUUACCUCAGGGAAAGUAGCUCACUGCUGGUCUACAACACUCCACCCCACACAGAAACCUCCUCACGACUUGCCACCAAAGAAGGCCCUCCUGUUGCAGGGACACAGAAUGUGAACAAGACAACAGAACAGCAGCGACCCCAGCCAGAUCCCUACCAAAUCCUGGGGCCCACCAGUAGCCGUCUUGCCAAUCCAGGGAGCGGGCAGAUCCAACUGUGGCAGUUCCUCCUGGAGCUGCUGUCGGACAGCUCCAACGCCAGCUGCAUCACGUGGGAAGGCACCAACGGGGAGUUCAAGAUGACGGACCCCGACGAGGUGGCGCGGCGCUGGGGCGAGCGCAAGAGCAAGCCCAACAUGAACUACGACAAGCUGAGCCGCGCCCUGCGAUACUACUACGACAAGAACAUUAUGACCAAGGUGCACGGCAAGAGGUAUGCCUACAAAUUUGACUUCCAUGGCAUUGCCCAGGCCCUCCAGCCUCACCCCACCGAGUCGUCGAUGUACAAGUACCCCUCAGAUCUCUCCUACAUGCCAUCGUACCAUGCCCACCAGCAGAAGGUGAACUUUGUACCCCCUCACCCCUCUUCCAUGCCUGUCACAUCAUCCAGCUUCUUCGGAGCAGCUUCACCUUAUUGGACCUCCCCUGCAGGAAGCAUUUAUCCCAGCCCCAACGUCCCGCGCCAUCCCAACGCCCACGUAUCGCCACACUUGGGCACCUAUUACUAGAUGCUUUCCUCUCCAGGUGGCCUUUCUCAGUCUGGUUGGACUUUAUCUUUACUUCUGGGAUUUUUAUGGGCUUUUUUUUUUUUGGGGGUGGGGGAAGUGGUGGUGGUGGAGGACCCUCAAUGGAUCAUUGUGGCCUUUCUAGGGGAAGAAUCAAAACUGGAUAUUGGUUAACUCCUGGAUCAAACCUUUCUCUUCGGUAACUUUACCUCUGGUGUCUUGAACUGAGAGAUGGAUGCUUCUUUGGGCCAGUACUCUGCGUUUCCUUUGGGGUUGAAACCCUUCUGUCCUCUGUAGGGAUUGACUACGAAGAUUGUUCACCCUUUCCUGGAGUAACCAUUAGCUUUUUGAGGAAAGAAAUUCUUGAGGAUUCAAAAGCUUUUGCCAAGACUUAGAUCCACCUGAAGACAUAGAUCCAACUGUGGGUCGUAGGAGAAGGUGACUACACUGCUGGGUUUUGAUCUCGCUGUAAGGCGAUUCAACCAUUAAGUGGAGGCCACUGGGCUGCAGGGGACCACAACUGGAAUCUUAGCUUUAAGGCAGAUGAGGAUUUUUUUUACCCAACUGGAAAUUAAAUAUAUAUAUAUUCAUAUAUAUAUAUAUAUAUAUAUGUAUAUUUUAUGAAGUAAAGGGCAUUGAAGGAACUCUUUAGAGUGUGCAACUUCGUUAGGCUGGGUAUUAACUCCGGUUACAUCCAAAAACCACAACAACAACAACAAACAACAACUACAAAGUCACCUAAUGCCAAGCACAGACAUUCUUUGAGAGCAAACAAACAAAAACCCAACAAAACAAAAACUAAUCCAAACAAAAAACCUUAAAAGGAUGGGAAAAGAAACGACAGCAGAUCCCCUGAGCUCAACCAGAGCCUUCAGGAUCGCUCCGUGCUACCGAUUCGCGAACGCUGUGCGUUUGUCAGACCAAAUAAAAAGGGUCAGCAAACCAGAAA